GUGGUAUCAAGUUUUGUAUCAAUUGUCGCUUGAAUUAUAUCCAUUAUUUUUUUUUGUGUAACACUAACGUAAUCACUUGUAACGCUAAGUAUUCGUAAUUUCGAUAAAGCUAUAAUAAAGUAUAUAUAAGAUGUAUUUUAUUUCUAACGUUGUAAAAGUGACCAUCCCGAACUACCUAGCUGGCUUGCCGAUCCCGGAUUCCUUCGGUGGAUGGUUUCGCCUAAGCUUCCGUGACUGGUUGGCUUUGGUACCACCAACAUUAGCCAUUGGUGGAAUCUCUUAUGUUUCCUAUCAAUCAGUAAAAAAAGCAAGAGAGGCUGGAAAAGUCAACCAUCUAAUUAGAAAGGAUUUGAAUAAAGUAGUUGAUUUCAUUGAUAUUGAAGACAUUACUGACAAAGCUUCCUUAUGUAGAUGCUGGAAAAGCAAAAAUUGGCCGUAUUGUGAUGGUGCUCAUGGUUCCCAUAACAAGGAAACCUGUGAUAAUGUUGGCCCAGUAGUUGUCCGACACAAGCAACAGCAAUGAACAAACUACACUUUUAACAGAUCAAUAGCCUAGUUCAAUUUGUGAUAAAAUUGUGAUUUGACCAAAACCAUAAACAUAAUUGAUUUCUCUAUUUUAUUAUGCAUUUUUAGCAUUUAAUUAAUUUAAUUGUAUUAGAAAAUCAGGUUUUUAUUUUAUUAUUUUGUUAUAUUAAAAAUAUACAACAGUACUUUUUUUAUUCAUGUUUAUGGUUUUGAUAUUCUGUGUCUAUAACAAGUAUAUAUAUAAGUGUAACUGUGAAAUUAUUAAUAUUUAAAUUAGUGUUCCAAUUUCGUUACUUAACCCUCAAUAUUUUGUUGUUAUCCGUUUUUUUUUAAUUAAAGAUUUUUAUCACUUGUA
This is a messenger RNA of Pieris brassicae (large cabbage white), 880 nucleotides long. It is a transcript of the gene Cisd2, whose product is annotated as CDGSH iron-sulfur domain-containing protein 2 homolog. Gene Ontology annotation, cellular component: intracellular membrane-bounded organelle; mitochondrial outer membrane. Gene Ontology annotation, biological process: regulation of autophagy. Bases 131 to 523 code for a protein of 130 amino acids. The transcript has 3 exons. NCBI's taxonomy places the organism in Eukaryota, Metazoa, Arthropoda, Insecta, Lepidoptera, Pieridae. Gene Ontology annotation, molecular function: 2 iron, 2 sulfur cluster binding. The record is from RefSeq and is a predicted model, not a curated record.